CGGCGUUCCAAUCUGCAUCACCAGUGGCCUGAACUCAAGGUGCCGUGAAUCUCCUUCUCUCUAUCACACCUUCUUCAUUAACUAAACUUAUCAUCAACAUCUUUAUUUGCGUACUGGGUUUCGAUUGCUUUCAUCUCUGUUCGAAAUUCAAAAGCUUUUAGUAUUAAUUGGUUCACUUCAAUUCAAUUUUGAUGACGAUUGGAAGCCUUAAGCCUGUAAAGGAUAAGUCAAUCAAGAACAAACAUGUUGUUGAUGAGAAAGUCCCUUUAUUGCCCACUAAGCAUGAAGAAGAUGGUGGAUUUGAUGAGUUCAACGGUGCUUCAUUUUCGGGGGCGGUGUUUAAUCUGUCAACAACAAUCGUUGGUGCUGGAAUCAUGUCAUUGCCUGCAACCAUGAAGGUUCUUGGUAUUGUUCUUGGUAUUGGAAUGGUAAUCUUUAUGGCAUUCCUUGCAGAGGCUUCCAUAGAGCUCUUACUUAGAUUCAGCAGAGCUGGGAAGACUUCUUCGUAUGGUGGUGUAAUGGGAGACUCCUUUGGAAAGUGGGGAAAGAUUAUGCUUCAAAUAUGUGUUCUGGUCAAUAAUAUUGGCGUAUUAAUUGUCUAUAUGAUAAUAAUAGGCGAUGUCCUUUCGGGAACAAAUGCAAGUGGAGUUCAUCACACUGGUUUGCUGGAAGGCUGGUUUGGCGCAAGCUGGUGGAAUGGACGUACAAUUGUUCUUCUUGUGACCACUCUUGUUAUAUUUGCUCCUUUAGCGAGCUUAAAGCGAAUUGAUUCAUUGAGUUACACAUCUGCCCUGUCGGUUGCUUUGGCGGUUGUGUUCAUUGUGAUCACUAUUGGAAUUGCUGUCAUAAAGCUUAUAAAUGGAAGCAUUUUGAUGCCUCAGUUAUUUCCCAACAUUACUGACAUGACAUCAUUCUGGAAUCUCUUCACCGUCGUCCCUAUAUUCGUCACAGCUUACAUUUGCCACUACAAUGUUCACACAAUUGACAAUGAACUGGAAGAUAAUACUCAAAUAAGACCAGUUGUUCGAACAUCUCUUGCGCUUUGCUCAUCUGUUUAUGUGAUGACAAGUUUAUUCGGAUUCCUCUUGUUUGGCGAUGGGACUCUCGACGAUGUUCUGGCUAACUUCGAUGUUGAUCUCCACAUCCCUUAUGGGUCGUUGCUUAGCGAUAUUGUUCGUGUUAGCUAUGCAGCUCAUCUCAUGCUGGUCUUUCCCAUUGUUUUCUAUCCUCUUCGUUUGAACUUAGAUGGACUAUUAUUUCCUUCUGCAAGACCAUUGGUUUUGGACAACUUGAGAUUCGGUUCCAUUAGCGUGGGCUUGCUUUCUGUCAUCUUCAUGGGCGCUAAUUUCAUACCAAGCAUUUGGGAUGCUUUCCAGUUCACAGGAGCAACUGCAGCAGUUUGCAUCGGGUUCAUCUUUCCUGCAGCCAUCACUCUUAAAGACAGGCAUGGGAUUGCAACAAAGAAAGACAAGAUCCUAUGCAUGUUCAUGAUCGUGCUCGCGGUUUUCUCGAAUGUGAUAGCGAUAUACAGUGAUGCAUAUGCAUUGUUCAAGAAGAAAGAUUCUGCCCGUGAGUGAAUCUGAAUGAUUGCCCAUUUGCAAAGAUUCUUUUCGGAAUCAGAAAGGCAAGUAGUUUCAAUAAAGACAAGAUGCUUCAUUCUUCUUUUCUAUGUAGCAGUAGAGAGUAUGUUUGAAGCUGUUUUUACCUGUCCAAUGUAUUAUAGUUUGUUUGUUUGUUCGCAGGUUAUGUUAUAUAUAUUGCUUUGUGUGUUUUUGUGUAAUAUAUAUUGUAUGGACGGUGUCAUAUAGCAAUGUCACUUUUGAUUGUUUUACUAGUACUACAUUAAUGUACAACACACAAAUUUGUUUCAAAUAUUAAAAUUUGUGUACU
Impatiens glandulifera is the source of this 1890-nucleotide messenger RNA. Its product is annotated as amino acid transporter AVT6A-like. The transcript has 6 exons. The record is from RefSeq and is a predicted model, not a curated record. Gene Ontology annotation, molecular function: amino acid transmembrane transporter activity. Lineage: Eukaryota; Viridiplantae; Streptophyta; Magnoliopsida; Ericales; Balsaminaceae. Gene Ontology annotation, biological process: amino acid transmembrane transport. Bases 192 to 1577 code for a protein of 461 amino acids.